AAGCGACUUGGGGUAAUUCCAUCAUCAGCCAUGGCGUUGAAUCUGAGUGCCGCGUCUCUCUCCCAGUCCCAGAUUUCUUCGUCCGCGUCCCCUUCGACUUCGGCUUCCAGUUGCGGAGGUCAUCAGUUUGUCUUCUUAAAACAAAAGCACAAGGAUCCCUUGACGAAGCAGCUCCGGCGCCAUAUUCCUUCUUCCAAGGCGUUUGUCCAAGCCGCUGACAAUGGAGAAUCCGAGCCUUCUUCUUCCUCCUCCUCCUCCUCUUCUGAAUCGUUGGUGAUGUCCUCAUCACGCACACAGCUGGAUUUAUUGGAACAACUUACAUCGGCCUCACCAUCUCCUAAUGGUAAAGGUUACGAGAGUGAUAGAGCAACUUCCACGACGAUCCGUGAGCAGCUCAUUCGCUUGGCUGGGGACAGAGACGGUGACGACUUCACCAUUAAAUUGGUGGGUAAAAAUCUAAACAAGGCCAGCCCCAAGUUCUUGACAACUUCCCAGAAGAGAAACAUCAAGCGACAAGCUUACUUGAAUGAGGUAUCAACAAGGAAUGACUCUGUUUUCUUUGCCACUAUCGGAGCCUUUGUCCUUCUUCCACCUUUGAUCAUCUUGGGGAUCGCCGUGGCUACUGGUUAUGUUCAGCUCUUUCCCUAAGCGGUAGGAGUAGGAUGUAUAUGCAUACUUGUCAUCAUCGCCUGUUUAUAUUAUAUCUGUAUAGUCAAUGAAAUUCAAGUUGGCUUUACCACUAGUUCUAGUAAUAAUGUCUGGUUUUCAUUUUUGGAAUGGACUGGUGGGAUGGGGAAAGAAGUAUCUUGUGGUUCUUGAUGACAUCUGUAACUUUGAUCCCGAGAUGUGCUGAGAUCUGUGCUUGAAGAAUUGUACACUUGUAGUUGGCCGUGGAAACAGGAGAUUAGUCACUGCACGAUUUGACAACUUUGUUAGCAUGAUGAGUCGAGGCUAGCCUAGAUCCAAUGAGAAUAGCAUGGUCACUUAUUGCACGCAAUGCUGACUAUCUUGCUGUCAAAUUUCAUACAUCAUCU
Molecule: messenger RNA, 1034 nt
Organism: Linum tenue
Lineage: Eukaryota; Viridiplantae; Streptophyta; Magnoliopsida; Malpighiales; Linaceae
Source: the annotation of a GenBank genome assembly